UACACCUCUAGCCCCGCCCACUGGUCGAGCACGACAGUACUGACGUCACACAAAUAUCGCGGAACCAGAUUAGAGCGAGUAAGCGAUAAACAUGCCGUUAAAGAUCGCCAAAUAUUGUGCGGUGCCUGGUUGUGGAAGAACACAGUCGCUACAUAAUCUUCCGUCGGAUUCCGACAUUAGGAAUGCGUGGUUGAAGUUUAUUUUUAAAGACGUUCCGGCUCACGUGGCUAAAACAUUUAGCGUCUGUUCGCUUCAUUUCACGGCGGAUUCCUUCGUAAACAAGGCACAGGUCGACGCUGGAUUUGCGGAGAGACUACGGUUAAAAAGCUGUGCUCUGCCGUCAAUAUUGGAUCCGACAGGGAUGGCGCAGCAAUCGUACGCUCCAACUAAGCAGGACGUAGCUUGUCAAACAGACACACAGAAGUGUACAUCUCAGGGCACACAGCUGUCCUGUGGAACAUUGGGACUUAACAUCAGAAGCAAAGGAACAGAGACAGGGGUGUGGUGUAAAAGUAUAGGUGUUUCAACCACUUCAUCUGGUGAAACUUUCACACCUUUGGCUCCGCUACCUUGGACUUCAGCACCUCUGAAGGAUUCAAGGCCAAGAAAAAGAGCUCGUCUAGAACUGGAGGGGGAGGAAUGUGCUUCAUUUGAGGUCUUUGAUCAGCAGGACACGACAGCAGUCACCACUGCCACAGAGUCAUCACAACGUCAAUGUAUGUCGACACGGGAGGAUUCAAAAUACAUUGUAUUUGAAAACUGCCUCCUGCAGCUGUUUGAUACCUGCCCAUUGUGCUCGAGACGCUGUGAUGUUCGGGCUCGAAGGAAAGGGACUUUUGUUGCAGUAGAUCAACUGUGCCCACAUUGUCAUUACUUCCGACAAUGGAAAAGCCAACCUGUUGUUGGGAGCACACCCUUGGGCAACCUCCAGUUAUCUGCUGCCAUAUAUUUCACUGGUGGAUCGUUCUUCCAAUUAGAGAAGAUAUUCAACACAAUGCAUGUCAAGACCAUUACACACAGAACUUUCCGAAAGCAUGCCAGCAUGUAUCUGGAACCAGCAAUUAUUUACACGUGGAAGAAGGAACAAGAAGAACUGUUGCAGCAGCUAAGCCAGGGGGACAAAGUCAUUUUGGGUGGUGAUAUGAGAGCGGACUCACCAGGCCAUUCGGCAAAGUAUGGGAGCUACACGGUUAUGGACCUCAAGAGCAACAUCAUCUUGGACAUACAGCUAGUGCAGAGCAAUGAGGUUGCUGGCAGCUACCAUAUGGAAAAGGAGGGACUGAAAAGAAGUCUUGAGUUUCUGGAGGCACACGGUGUGAGGCUUGAAUGUAUCGUUACAGACCGUCACCCACAAAUUCAACAUUUAUUGAGGGAAUGUAAAAUAACACAGUUCUAUGAUGUCUGGCAUCUGGAGAAAGGCCUGUCAAAGAAGUUGGAACAUAUUGGCAGAGAUAAGGACUGUCAAGUGGUGAAAAAGUGGCAGCGUAGCAUAAAGAAUCAUGUUUACUGGACUGCAGCUUCUUCCAAAACAGCAGAGGAGAGAGUAGCGAAAUGGACAUCGAUGGUAAACCACAUUCAAGACAUUCACGUACACGACGACCCAGCCUACCCACAGUGUGCACAUGAAAUCCGUGCAUCGAAGGACCGCAGGAAAUGGUUCCAACAAGGAACUAAAGCACUGAACACGGUCCAAAAGCUUCUUGCAAACAGGAGAAUUCUGAAAGACGUAAAGAAACUCAGCCCUCACUUUCAAACUUCAUCUUUGCAAGCGUUUCACAGUGUAAUUUUACGCUUUGCUCCAAAAACCGUGGUAUAUCCUUAUCAUGGAAUGUUAUGCAGACUGUACUUGGCAGGUAUGCAUUUCAACGAGAACUCCAAUCGUCCUGGAAAACCAACGUAUAAGCCGUUGUUUCCUAAAGCCAAAAAGGGAGAAUACUCUACACGGGCAAUAAAGUCACAGGCAACAUAUCGUUACGUCAAGAAUCUGAUGACAUUCCUUUUUGAAAAGGUGAUCACAGACCCUCUUCACAUGGAAGAUAUUCACAAAAUCAAGGUCCCUGAAACACUCACCUCAAUAUGACAGACCCUCCAAGGAAGAAGCCACCGUUAGGCAUGUUCAGUCAAGGGGAGGUCUAAAUCGACAUAACUGCCUGCAGCAUCAGGAAACUCUUGCCGUAUACACAGGACAACCCAAGACGGGAUAACAACCCUGUUCCUCCUGGCCAGAUAGUCCCAGCACCAGCUCACAAAACUCCUGUAUGCCCAGUGCCCGUAACGUCUAAUGUGAAAGACAUUGACAAAGUCAGAGAUAUUGCUAUGUCUUAUUAUAGUAAAUUGAUGAAAAAAAAUGUAAUAUUUAUGAUGUUAAUAUGUAAUAAAAGCAUACAAAACAUUACAGAAGUUUUUUUCCUCAAAACACAGAUUUUCCAUUGAAAAAUACUAUUGUGUAUAUAAUAAAUGCAAUUACUGUUCUUGUCUUUUUAGGUUGUUACCUGGUUAAGUACUACACACAGUUAACAGCAUGACCCAUUACCCAGACUUUGAGCCAGUUUGCCAAUUUAACACUUUUAAUGUAAAUUUUAUUGAGGAGCUGCAAAACACCCAGUCAAUGUUAUAACCAAUGUAUGUCUAUGUGAAAUAC
Molecule: messenger RNA, 2641 nt
Organism: Triplophysa dalaica
Lineage: Eukaryota; Metazoa; Chordata; Actinopteri; Cypriniformes; Nemacheilidae
Exons: 11
Coding region: 92-2080 (662 amino acids)
Source: RefSeq, a predicted model, not a curated record